This is a messenger RNA of Paramuricea clavata, 3164 nucleotides long. The record is from the annotation of a GenBank genome assembly. NCBI's taxonomy places the organism in Eukaryota, Metazoa, Cnidaria, Anthozoa, Malacalcyonacea, Plexauridae.
AUGGAGAACGAGUCAACAUUGUAUCAACAAAUAUACGACUAUCUACAAAAUGACAAAUAUCCGGAUGAGUUUAGCAAAUCCCAAAAACGCGGCUUGAGACGGAGAUCCCAAGACUUUGUUGUUCAAGACGGGGUAUUAUUCUAUCAAGGAAAAAACAAGGAAUCUCAACCACGACGCUGGAUAACGGACCCUAAGCAAAAGCAACAGAUAUUAGAAGGAUGUCAUUCAAGUCAACUUGAAAAACAGAAAUGCCAAAUACAAGGAUCCAUUUCAUCACAAAAAUCGAUCAAAUGUGGUGUACCACAAGGCUCUAUUCUUGGGCCACUAUUCUUUCUAAUAUAUAUUAAUGAUUUGCCUCAAUGUCUAAAUAAUACAAAACCUCGGUUGUUUGCUGAUGACACAAAUCUAACCGCUACUGGAGAUUCUAUACCUCACCUUGAGACUGCAGUGAACUCUGAUUUGGAAAACCUUAGAAAAUGGUUAAUUGCCAAUAAACUUAGCCUAAAUGUAGCUAAGACCGAAUUUAUGUUAAUUGGUUCGAAGCCAAUGAUCAAAAGUGUUUCAAAUUCACAACCUAAUAUUGAAAUUGAAAACAAACCAAUUAAACAAGUUUACGAAUGUAAAACUCUUGGAGUGACAGUUGACCAGCAUUUGUCUUGGAAAAGUAAUACUGACAAUAUUUGUAAGAAAAUAACAGCAGGAAUAUCGGCUCUUCGGCGUUUAAAAGAGUUUACUGAUAGACAAACUCUUAUUUCUGUAUAUAAUGCAAUUGUUCGGCCAUACUUCGAUUAUUGUUGUGAAGUAUGGGAUGUCUUUGGGGAAACACAAUCAAAGCGACUCCAAAAACUCCAAAAUAGAGCUGCUCGAAUUAUCAUGAAUAUGAGCAAUGACACAGAACAUUCUGUUGCUUUACAAGCAUUGAGCUGGGUGCCACUCAAAACGGAAAGACAAAAAGCUAAAGCAAAAUUAAUGUACAAAAUAUUAAAUAAAAUGGGUCCGGAGUCACUCACUAAUCUUUUCACAUAUAAAGGUGAGAUGACAAACUACAAUCUUCGGGAUAUUUCGAGUAGUCUUUGCUUACCUAAACCGCGUACAAAUAGCAUGAAAAAGAGUUUCAUGUAUGACGGAGCCUACCUUUGGAAUUCUAUUCCGAAGGAAAUUAGAGAAAGCAAAUCCUUUGCCUCUUUUAGGAAUAAAAUCGCUACUCACAUUAAUAGUAAUUGUAAAUAGAUGUUCCCGCAGACUAACUUACUAAGUACCGGUACUAUACUUUACCUAUUUAAUACUAUUUCUAAUAUUUUGUAAAUAAUUAUUCUAAAUUUUAUACUUCUGUAAUUUCUUCUAUACACGCCCCCUGUGGAAAUCAGCUUCGGUUGACGGGGUUAGCGUGGUUAAAUAAAGUUUUCUAUCUAUCUUCUAACUAGCUGGACAUUUUGGUCGCGACAAGACAAGAGAAAAGGCGAGUAAGCUUUUGUUUAUAUGAAAAGAUAUAUAUAAGGAUUGUUUUUUUGCUUCUUUUUGUUUUUCUUUUUGAUGAUGUAUGUAGUAUAUAGAGUUGUAUACUUACGUCUUCUUCUGUUUCUAAAAUAAAGGUUGGGACAAUGUAUUACUGGCUAUCUGUUAUCGAAGACUGUGCCGAUUUUGUAAGACCCUGCGACGUAUGUCAACGCAAUAACAAGCAUUUCAAGAAGUCGUCCACUCUCCAUCCCAUUCCAGUUAAGAACAAAGUAUGGCAUCGCAUUUGGAAUUGACCUUAUUGGACCUUUACCAGAAGUAUGUGAUUUGUCUUGAUCAUAAAACAUCAGUUUGUUUUUGCUGUUCAUAUUCCUGUUUAAUUUUUAUAAUAUUGUUCAAAUUUCUAGACACAUCGAGGUAAUAAGUAUCUUAUGACUUGCACCGACAGCUUCAGCAACUGGCCAGAAGCGAAACCUUUAAAAGACAAAACGGCUAUUGGCGUAGCAGACUUCUUCUACGAACUACUGACACGAUAUGGAGUAGCUGAAGUUAUCAUCUCCGAUCAGGGUCGAGAGUUUGUGAACCAGAUCAAUGAAGAGCUCUUUCGUUUGACAGGAACUGAUCAUAGAAUUAGUUCAGCAUACUAUCCCCAGACUAAUGGUCUAGAUGAGCGCAUGAAUCAAACAAUGAAAACUUCUCUAGUUAAAUACGUAAACGAGAACCAAACCGAUUGGGAUGUUCAUGUCUCGUCCGUCCUAUUUGCCUACCGUACUAGUGUCCAUGAUUCCACCAAAUACUCGCCAUACGAGCUGAUGUUUGGCCGCAAACCUGUUCUUCCAGUUGAGCUGCAAAUACUACCAUUUCCUUCUACUUCGGAUGAUGAUAGCACUGCGGGUGCUGGACAUGUACAGUUUGAAAACAAAAUUCGGGUAAUGAAAGAAAUACGUCAACAAGUCAACGCAAAGGCCUUAAAGAAUAUAUCUAAGGCUCAACAACGUAUGAAGGCGAAUUACGACGCGAAGCAUCAGGCUCCCUCCUUUAAAAGCGGUGACGAAGUUUUGCUCAAAUCAGUGAGAAAUGAUUCAAGGAAAGGUGGUAAACUAGAGUGUACUUGGACGGAACCAUAUGUUAUUUCCAAUUGCUUGGCAAAGGGACUUUACAAACUUGUCAAAGAUGGAAAGGAGUUGAAGAAGUCAUACAACGGUGUUCGGCUGAAGAAAUAUGCUAAACCAUCAACAGUAAACGAUGCAGCUGGCUCGAGAAGCAAAGAUACUGUUAAUCCAAAUGUUUGGUUACCUGGACUUGGUCUCACUGCGAAAGAUAAGAAGACUAUACAGAACAAUUCAAAGCUUGACGACAAAGUUAUUAAUGCUGCACAGACGGUCUUAAAGCAGCAAUUUCCUAGUAUCUCUGGUUGGCAAGACACCAUCCUCAGUCAAACCUCCUUCGAGUCAAUUCCUGUAGAUUCUGUUCAAAUCCACUAUAAUCCAAAAAGAGAUAACUGGGUCUGUUCAUCGUCUGUCCAUGGGAACAUACAGGUAUUCGACAGCUUGUUCGAGACCUUAAGUGCCUCAAUGCAGAUUCAACUUGCAGAGUGUUAUCGAUUUGCUAUCAACUUCGACGUCCUUGAAAUCGAAUUAAGUUCCUUCCGUUCAACGACAAAGUGGCAGUAUAGACUGUGGACUUUUCGCUAUUGCGUUUGCGUAUGA